Zingiber officinale is the source of this 2332-nucleotide messenger RNA. Its product is annotated as protein KINESIN LIGHT CHAIN-RELATED 1-like. NCBI's taxonomy places the organism in Eukaryota, Viridiplantae, Streptophyta, Magnoliopsida, Zingiberales, Zingiberaceae. Gene Ontology annotation, molecular function: protein binding. The record is from RefSeq and is a predicted model, not a curated record. The coding region runs from base 29 to 2218 and encodes 729 amino acids. The transcript is spliced from 3 exons.
UUGGUUUGACCUGCCAUUCUCCAUCAUCAUGCAAGGCUUUCUGAGGGUUGAAGUUGGUACAAAUGAAAUGCCAUGCAACUUCAUUGCUUCAGAUGUUAAAGAAAAUUUGUCCACACCAAUGUCAUCGAGAAUUCCAAGCAUGGACAGUUUUAUGGCUGAGGCUAUGGAAUUCCAAACUGAUGGUGUUAGGGAGCCUUCAAUUGAGAAGCUAUAUUAUAAUGUAUGUGAGUUGGAGGGCUCUUAUGACGGAUCAGUGUCAUGGCAGAGCUAUGGAUCAGAUAGUGAAGAGUCAAGGAUUGACUCAGAGUUGUGUCAUCUUGUAGGUGGUCAAGCUAUUCGAGCAAUUGAAGCUCAAGAAGAUAGAAAUAUAACUAAUGUAGUAGCCCGAGCGAAAAAUAGGCCAACUGAAAAGAAACUUGAGAGUAAUUUAAAAUCCCUGUCCACCAAUACAUCUUCUGGAUCAUCAAAGAAGCUCAAAAGACCACCUCAGUUGCGACACAACCCUGAUAAAUACUUGAAAAGUGAGGUAACUAAAAAGAAUGGCUUAAGGUCACCACAGAAGGACGAUAAGACUGUGGAAAACAGAGGUUAUGUAGUUGGGCAUAUGAAAAAACAAAAUAAGCAUCCAACAAAAGAGGCAAAUUCAGAUACUGGGUCUGAUGAUCUAUCUGAAGGACGGCUAGAUAACCCUGACCUUGGGCCUUUCCUUCUUAAACAUGCCAAGGAUUUGAUUGCUUCAAACAAUCAAGAAAAAGCUCUGAAAUAUGCUCUUCGAGCAGCCAAGUCAUUUCAGAAAUGUACUGGUGUGAAACCGAGCUUAGACUUGGUCAUGAGCUUGCAUGUUGUAGCAGCAAUCUAUUGCAACUUGGGAAAGUUUGCUGAGGCUGUUCCUGUUCUUCAACAGUCUGUCAAGAUUCCAGUUCCUGAAGAGAGCCAAGAACAUGCUCUUGCCAAAUUUUCUGGUUAUAUGCAGCUGGGUGACACUUAUGCCAUGUUGGGGCUCCUGGAGAGUUCGAUAUACUGCUACGAGGAUGGAUUAGAAAUCCAGAGGCAGGCCUUGGGUGAUAUGGAUCCUCGAGUUGGGGAAACUUGUCGCUACUUAGCUGAAGCUCAUGUCCAAGCACUGCAAUUUGAACAGGCUGAGAGGUUGUGCCAAAAGGCUCUUGACAUCCAUAAAGCAAAUGGGGAAACCACAUCUGUAGAAGAGGCAGCAGAUAGGAGACUCAUGGCCCUCAUUUAUGAUACCAAGGGGGACCACGAAGCAGCUUUGGAGCAUUUAGUCUUGGCUAGCAUGGGUUUGGUGUCCAAUGGUCAGGAAACUGAAGUGGCUUCAGUUGAUAUAAGCAUAGGUGACAUCUAUCUCUCAUUGGCACGAUAUGAAGAAGCUGUGUUUGCAUACAGGAAAGCUCUCACUGCAUUCAAGGCAUCCAAAGGGGAGAACCAUCCUGCUGUUGCUUCUGUUUUUGUACGUCUUGCUGAUUUGCAUAAUAGGAUAGGAAAGUUCGGGGAAUCAAAAUGCUACUGUGAAAGUGCUCUCCGAAUAUAUAAUAAGCCAAUUCCUGGUUCAUCAUCAGAGGAAAUUGCCACUGGAUUUACGAAUGUCUCAUCAAUAUUUGAGUCAAUGAAUGAAAAUGAACAGGCACUGAAGUUACUACAGAAGGCCGUGAAGAUGUAUAAGAACUGUCCAGGUCAACAAAGCACCAUUGCUGGAAUUGAAGCACAGAUAGGGGUUCUGCACUACAUUAUAGGGAACUAUGAGGAGUCUUACCUUUCAUUGGAGAAUGCUAUCACCAAACUACGGGCAUGUGGGGAGAAGAAGUCUGCUUUUUUUGGAGUUGUUUUGAAUCAGAUGGGCCUUGCUUGUAUUCAGAGUUUUGCAAUCAGUGAAGCUGCAAAAUUUUUUGAUGAAGCCAGGAGCAUUCUUGAACAAGAGUGUGGUCCAUACCAUCUAGACACAUUAGGAGUAUACAGCAAUCUAGCAGGAGCAUAUGAUGCUAUGGGAAGGUUUGAUGAAGCCAUUGAGAUUCUCAAGUAUGUUGUCGGGUUGAGGGAGGAAAAGCUUGGAACGGCUAGCCCAGACGUAAGUGAUGAGAAGAGGAGGUUGGCUGAGCUGCUGAAGGAGAACGGCCGAGUGAGGAACCGAAAAUCAAGGUCCUUGGAAACACUGUUCGACAAGAAUGCCUUUGGUAAAAAGAAAGCAGUUGCUUCUGCAGUAUGAAACAACUUUUUGAAGCCUCUUUAGAACGCACGUAAUGUGCAUUUGCUGGAUUGUUGGUUUACCUUAUGCUUGUACAUUUGUACUUAUAGAGGGUGUACAGAUUUUUUUCCAAUU